AUACCAAAACCACUCCUAAUUCUUCAAAUCUCCUUUCUCUUUGUCUUGUCAUGUUCUUCUAAGGAAGCACAGAGAAUUCCAUCCCUCAAAACGUAGAUUAGAGAUGGCCAAACUCCAAAACUAUCCUUUUCCUUUCCCUCCAAACCACCCCACCUCUGUCACCACCUCUAUCACCACCGCCACCUCUUCUUGUUCCUCUACUUCUUCUUCUUCUUCUCAAUUCAAUCCUUUCAUAGAUUUUCCCAAGGAAAGCAUCCUUUAUCAACUAUAUCUCCCCCAAUCCCGUCUUCUCAGUACUUCUUCCUCUUCAUCUCAAUCCAAUCCUUUCAAAGAUUUUCCCAAGCAAAUCAUCCUUUGUCCUCUCUCUUUCAAUAUCAGCCAAGCCCACAAACACACAGCUUCCAAUCUACAAACCCUUUUAUCCAUUCUCUGUUCUGUCGCUCUUACAUUCCUCGGUUCCAUUUUGUUCCUAUUUCUUCAUCUCUCCGGUCGAAGCAUAAAAUGGAUUCAGAAAAAGGUGCGAAGAUGGUCCAGAGCCAUGUGAAUCUGACCCUAUCAAAGUACUCGAAGAGGGUACUUCUGAAAUCUAUUUUGGGUCGCAGUGAUAAUGGCUUGGAACUCGUUGGUCAGAAAGUUAUUAUUGGUGGAUGGGUGAAAUCAUCGAAAGAGCAAAUGAAGGAUUCUCCUCCUCCUCCUCCGCCGCCGCCAGAGGCUGCGCCGAAGGAGGGGCCUAAAGAUGUGUCUUGCGUGGAAAUCCUUCAAUCUCGAAUCCCUUUCUUUCGAACAAUAAUUAGGGCUUUCACUGGUCACUGCCCCACACAAGAGAAGGUGGAGACAUGGUCUGCUACUAGUGCCAGACCCAGUUUGACUUCUAUUGCUUAUUUGCAAGUCAAUGAUGGUUCUUGUGUUCUAAAUCUUCAGGUGGUGGUCGAGUCCUCUGUUGCUCCUCUUAAAGAACUAACACCUACAGGAACUUCAAUUUUGGCAGAAGGUGUGUUGAAGAAAUCAUCUGUGCAGGGAAAGCAUGUUGUAGAGCUUAAUGUGGAAAACAUUCUACACACAGGAAUGGUCGAUCAAGAUAAAUAUCCAUUGGCAAUGAAAAGAAUACCUGUUGAUGUUCUAAGGGGUUAUUCCCAUCUUCGUUCUCGCACUAUUACGGUAGCAUCUGUUACUCGAAUCCGAAAUGCGUUGACUUAUGCAACUCACACAUUCUUCCAAAACAAUGACUUUCUUCAUGUUCAUGUCCCUAUUAUCACUACCACCGAUGCUAAAGGUUUUAGUGAGAAGUUCCAGGUUACAUGUCUUUCUGGUAAAGCUGAUAAGGAGUCCAAGGAGACAAAUGAUAUUGUAGCUGUUAACCUUGAAGUUGUUAGAGGUGCUAUUAAGGAAAAAGGUAAUAAAGUUGAUGAGCUAAAAAGAAGUGACAGCAAUAGGGAGGCACUAUUUGCUGCACUUCAGGAUCUCAAGAAGGCAAAUGAGUUAGCCUUGCAGUUGGAAGCACAAGAGAAAUCAAAGCCUAGAACUUUGUCGAGAGUAGUAGAGGUGGACUUCUCUAAAGAUUUCUUUGGCCGCCAAGCAUAUCUAACUGUUUCUGGCCAGCUUCACCUUGAGAGCUAUGCAUGUGCACUUGGUAAUGUGUACACAUUUGGACCAACAUUUCAAGCAGAAAAGACCCAGAAUAUACAGCAUUUGGCAGAGUCAUGGGUAGUUGAGCUCGAAAUGGCUUUUUCUGACUUGGAGGAUGUCAUGAACUGUGCAGUGGACUUCUUGAAGUUCCUCUGUCAAUGGAUUUUAGAACAUUGUUCUGAUGACAUGGGAUUUGUUUGCAAACGAAUCGACGUUACUAGCAGUGAACGUCUUCAAUCAUUGGUGUCAAGCUCAUUCGAAAGGAUCACCUACACAGAAGCAGUGGAGCUUUUGAAAGAUGUUACAGACAAGAAAUUUGAAGCAAAAAUCGAAUGGGGUGUUCCCCUAACUGAGGAACAUGAAAGUUAUUUGGCUGAGGUGGUAUAUAAAAGGCCUAUAAUCAUAUAUAACCACCCAAAAGAAAUCAAGCCAUUUCAUAUGCGCCUCAACGAUGAUGAGAGAACAGUUGCAGCAAUUGAUGUAGUGUUACCAAAGACUGGAACUUUGAUUAGAGGUGGUCAAAGGGAGGAGCGCUUUGAGAUGCUCAGUACAAGGAUGAAGGAGUUGAAUUUGCCAAUGGAGCAGUAUGAGUGGUAUUUAGAUCUCCGGAGGCACGGAACCAUCAAACACUCUGGCUUGAGUCUAGAAUUUGACAGUGUUGUCCUCUGGGCCUGUGGCCUUUAUGACAUAAGAGAUGUUGUCCCUUUCCCCAGAUCUUGUGGCAACUUGAACUUCUAGUCGUUCUCCCAACCGAAACAUGGCUUGCAGAAUGGUAGUAUACAGGUUGAUGAAAUGCAACUUCUAGUGUCUGACUCUUAUACAAUUGUACACACCAUAUAGGUGCAAAAGAAGCUUCCCUUAUUCUCAGAGAGCAUACUUGUUUGGAAGAUUUAGUGGAUCCACAUGUAAUUAUGUACAGAGAAUAAACUUGGUUCAAAUACAAGCAAUGUAUAAUUUGCACAUUUGAUGCUCUUGCAGCUAAAAGCUCAUUUAAAUCUAGAUGUUGAAAUAUAUAAAAUGAUAAAUUACUCAUGUACUGUCAAA
This is a messenger RNA of Macadamia integrifolia, 2670 nucleotides long. Its product is annotated as asparagine--tRNA ligase, cytoplasmic 2. Bases 502 to 2364 code for a protein of 620 amino acids. The record is from RefSeq and is a predicted model, not a curated record. Gene Ontology annotation, molecular function: asparagine-tRNA ligase activity; ATP binding. Gene Ontology annotation, cellular component: mitochondrion. The transcript is spliced from 8 exons. Gene Ontology annotation, biological process: asparaginyl-tRNA aminoacylation. NCBI's taxonomy places the organism in Eukaryota, Viridiplantae, Streptophyta, Magnoliopsida, Proteales, Proteaceae.